AUGGUCAGAUAUCACCUCCGCCCACCAUCCCUCACCUCCGUCAAAAGAAAGCCGAAAACGAAAACGGUCGAAAUGGUGGUCAAGGGAGCGCUCAGCCUCCUUGCUCGGCCGAGUCCCCGCAAAGGUGGUCUCUGUCUGCGUUGUCUUGUUGCUACGGGCGUUCCUGUGGCGUGCACUGGAAUCAUGAUGGACAGGGCAAAUCGUCCAACAAAGGCGGUGAUGGCUGCCCAGAUAAGCAUUGGCAUGCAGGGCAUCGAGACAUGGAGCGGGGAGCGGCAGUGGCAUCAACAACCACGCCGCGCACGCCUCACCUCAACGGUGCGACAGGGGCAUUGGUAUUAUCCGGGAGAAAAAGGGAAGGUCUCGAAGUACUAUGCGUGCAAGCGUAAAAGCAUACAGCAAGCCCCUCGACCGCCUUGGAGCGGUGGAUGA
Molecule: messenger RNA, 432 nt
Organism: Ilyonectria robusta
Lineage: Eukaryota; Fungi; Ascomycota; Sordariomycetes; Hypocreales; Nectriaceae
Exons: 2
Coding region: 1-432 (143 amino acids)
Source: RefSeq, a predicted model, not a curated record